This is a messenger RNA of Aspergillus steynii IBT 23096, 1022 nucleotides long. RefSeq names its product IPI1/TEX10 family protein. The transcript has 4 exons. The record is from RefSeq and is a predicted model, not a curated record. NCBI's taxonomy places the organism in Eukaryota, Fungi, Ascomycota, Eurotiomycetes, Eurotiales, Aspergillaceae. Gene Ontology annotation, cellular component: nucleus. The coding region runs from base 66 to 1022 and encodes 318 amino acids. Gene Ontology annotation, biological process: rRNA processing.
CUCCGACGCCAUUGAUUCCUCAGACAUUUCAGGCCAGAAGAGACGUCGCAAGAUAAGAAGACACAAUGGGUGCCAGCUCGAAGAAGAAGAAGGAGAAGCAGAAGGACUUCCAGAAACCCAAGUUGAAAGUCGGCAAAGCCAAAGCCAAGCCCGAAAACUUCACAGACACCAGCUUCAAAUCGAAAUCAAUAACCCUCACCCAACAAUCCCUCACCCUCAACGCCCCCUCCCAAUCCACCCAAUUCACACACUCGCUCUCCCUCCUGUCCAGCAAAUCCGACUCCCAGCGCCGCGACUCCCUCUCGCACCUCGCCACCGCCAUCGCCUCGCGCCCCACCCUCCCCCCGGGAGAUGUCCGCGACCACGUCCCCACCCUCCUGCCGUACCUUCGCGCCGGCAUGACCCAUCUCGCCGCUGACAUUCGCCUCUCGACCCUCGACAUCCUCGAGUGGUUGGUCGACGUCGCAGGGGAGGAAGUCGUCAGCGCCCCCGGCGGCUGGGUCAAGGUUCUGAAAUGCUUCCUGUCGCUGCUGGGAUGGCACAUUCCCGACCCGGCUGGCGGGAAAUCGAAAUGGACGAGCACCGGUGCCGGCGGGACCUCUAGCUCUGGAUCUGGCUCAGGCACCGGACGCGUCGAACUCGGCAAAGCAGGCAAGCAAGGCAAGGGUCUGAUCCGCGGAUUAUCAGUCCUGGGCGUGUUCUUGGAAGCGGGUCUUGCGCCGCAUUUACUUUCCAGUCCGGGACAGGAUGGAGCAGGAGGCGAGGGGAAUGGGGACUUUCCGAUCCUCUCGGCGGUGCAUCUGGUGCCGGAGUCGGCGCAUCCGUACGCGUAUUUGAAUCUGUUCGGGGCGCCGAGGGACUCGGAUGGCGAGAUGUAUGAGACGCAGGAGGACCGGUAUCGGGUUUUCGUGGAGGGGGGGUAUUUGGGGGCUGUGAAGGGGGGUGUGGAAGCGGCGAGACAGGAGGGUGGGGAGGUGGGCAGGGUGUCGAGUACGAUUCGGAGGGUGUUGGCUUCUCUUUAG